AUGCUCUCCUCCUUGCACCCAAACCUUGUCAUUUGCCAAAAUACAAAGGCACAUAGCAUUUUGUUCACUAAGCUGCGCGAUGAAACGACGUCGUCGGAAUCCUUUGUUCGAUAUGCGAAGCGAUCGAUGCGACUUCUUGCAGAAGAUGCCCUCGCUGAAUUUCCAACCAAACCGGUGGAUAUUCAUACCCCUUGUGGGCCCUUUCAAGGUGUUGAAGGACCAGAUCCAACAACCAUUUGUGCUGUGUCCAUUGUUCGCAGCGGUGAUGCGCUUUUAGAGUCUGUUCGAGAUGUGGAGUCAGCGGUGCGAGUGGGGAAAAUAUUGAUUCAACGAGACGAAAGUGACCCCGAAAAGCGGCCCACACUUUUUUACAGUAAAAUGCCUCCUGGGGUUGAGAACAUGUAUAUUCUGCUUUGUGAUCCAAUGCUGGCAACAGGUGGCAGUGCUACCAUGGCCAUUGGCACCUUGGUAUCCAAACACAAUGUUGAUCCUGCAAAGAUUAUCUUUGCAAAUAUGAUCUGUGCACCGGAAGGACUACAGUGCAUGGCUACAAAUUUUCCAGCAGUCAAAAUAGUAACCGUCGUAGUGGACGAAAAAUUAAAUGAAAGCAAGUUCAUUGUUCCAGGGCUCGGUGACUACGGAGAUCGAUUCUUCAAUACCUAG
This is a messenger RNA of Cylindrotheca closterium, 663 nucleotides long. Lineage: Eukaryota; Bacillariophyta; Bacillariophyceae; Bacillariales; Bacillariaceae. The record is from the annotation of a GenBank genome assembly.